Molecule: messenger RNA, 1344 nt
Organism: Aspergillus clavatus NRRL 1
Lineage: Eukaryota; Fungi; Ascomycota; Eurotiomycetes; Eurotiales; Aspergillaceae
Product: acyl-CoA dehydrogenase family protein
Exons: 4
Coding region: 1-1344 (447 amino acids)
Molecular function (GO): oxidoreductase activity, acting on the CH-CH group of donors; flavin adenine dinucleotide binding
Source: RefSeq, a predicted model, not a curated record
AUGUCCGCCUCCUCAAGGAUUCCCGUCAUUGCUCAGCCCUUUGUAAGCGAUCGGGCAAAGAAGGUUCUUGAUCUGGUCGAAGAGUUCGUCGAGAAGGACUGCAUCCCCGCCGAACCUCUGUUCCAGGCCCAGCUCGGCGAGGGCGAGAAGAGAUGGCAGACCAACCCAGCCGUGCUGGAAGAGCUCAAGGUCAAGGCCCGCAAGCUGGGUCUGUGGAACAUGUUCCUGCCCAAGAACCACUUCUCCCAGGGCGCUGGCUUCAGCAACCUCGAGUAUGGUCUGAUGGCCGAGUAUCUGGGCAAGAGCAAGAUUGCUUCCGAGGCGACGAAUAACUCGGCCCCUGAUACCGGGAACAUGGAGGUGCUGGCCAAGUACGGCAACGAGGCGCAGAAGCAGCAGUGGCUGGCUCCCCUGCUCGAGGGCAAGAUCCGCUCCGCUUUCCUCAUGACUGAGCCCGAUGUCGCCUCGAGUGAUGCGACCAACAUCGAGCUGAACAUCCGCCGCGAGGGCAACGAAUACGUUCUGAAUGGCUCGAAAUGGUGGUCCUCCGGCGCCGGUGACCCCCGCUGCCAGAUCUACCUGGUCAUGGGCAAGUCCGACUCGACCAACCCGGACCCCUACCGCCAGCAGUCCGUGAUCCUGGUACCCGCCGGCCUGCCCGGCAUCACCGUGCACCGCAUGCUGACCGUGUACGGGUACGACGAUGCCCCACACGGCCACGGCCACAUCAGCUUCAAGGACGUGCGGGUGCCCGUCGCCAACAUGGUCCUCGGCGAAGGCCGCGGCUUCGAGAUCAUCCAGGGCCGCCUGGGCCCCGGCCGCAUCCACCACGCGAUGCGCACCAUCGGCGCCGCCGAGAAGGCGCUCGAGUGGCUCAUCGCCCGCGUCAACGACGACCGGAAGAAGACCUUCGGCCAGCCCCUGUCCGCCCACGGCGUCAUCCUCGAGUGGAUCGCCCGCUCGCGCAUCGAGAUCGACGCCGCCCGCCUCGUCGUCCUCAACGCCGCCAUCAAGAUCGACCAGGCCGGCGCCAAGGCCGCCCUCAAGGAAAUCGCCCAGGCCAAGGUCCUCGUCCCCCAGACCACCCUCACCGUCAUCGACCGCGCCGUCCAGGCCUACGGCGCCGCCGGCGUCUGCCAGGAUACCCCGCUCGCCAACCUGUGGGCCAUGAUCCGUACCCUGCGCAUCGCCGACGGGCCCGACGAGGUCCAUCUGCAGCAGCUGGGCCGCCGCGAGAACAAGUCGCGCCAGGACGCCAUCGUCGCCAAGCUGAAGUACCAGAAGGAGGAGGGCGAGCGCUUGCUGACGGCCAGCGGGUUCGCCAAGCCCAAGAGCCAUCUGUGA